GGGAUGAUAGGAGCUUUUGGAAUAUGAAUAUUUGAGAUACAAAUAAAUCAACAUGGCUGGACAUCAAACUCUAAAUGGGAGGAGCGAGGGACUUGUGUCUUCAUGUCUCCAGGACUUCCAUUAGAGGGGGUGAUGAUCCAACUCAAGCCCCUCCUGUCCCCCCCUCCAGUUAGCUGGACAGGGGCGCCUGACCCCUGGGACACGGUCAGGACCACACUUGUCUCAGAACGCCCCAGGUGGAGCAGGUGUGUCGCAGCCCUCAGGCGGUUCUCCUCCAGUCCUGUGUGGAAGCCCCUGCUCCCUGCCCUGGGCAUCAUCGCCAUCCUGGUGGUGACCGUCCUCUACAUCCUGGCUGACAAGCUCCGCUGCUUCGUGGCUAACAUCUUCGUACCACAGUAUCACUACCCAUAUGCUGUGCCACUCUGCUUCGCCCAGGUGUUGGUGACCCUGCUAGCCUUGCAGCUCCUCCACGCCCUGGGCCUGGUCCCCCUCAAGCCCUACUCCCUGUCCCUGGGCGAGAGGCUCCUAGUGCCCUCCAUCUGCGACAGUGUACAGGCAGUGCUGGGCAUGUGGGCCCAGGCUGAGAGCAGCCACUCGGGCCUGUACCCCCUGACCAUGAGGCUGCUGCCCCUGCUGAACGUGGGCUGGUGCCAUGGCCUGAGACUGGCAGGGUCGCCUCUGCUCCACGUCACGGGCCUGGUCACCGUGGUGACCGUCACCGUGGUGACCGUCACCUCCGUCGCCAUCACAGCGUCGCUGGGCCUCUCGAGGCUGGAGCCCCUGGAGUGUGUGUACGCCCCUCUGGCCCUGCUCCUCCACAGCCUGGCUCUGGCCUGGAUGGCCAAGGCUGCAGAGGUGGAGUUCCGGCGACCUGGCUCCCACGUCUCGACCUUUGACCUGUAUUUCACCCUGCUGGUGAACCAGAGCCUGAUCCUGGGCUUCCUGUGUCUGUUGCACCCCAAGGGCCCCCAGGCGCUGGGCGGGGCCAGCUGGCACAACCUGCUCUUCAUUGGCUACCUCUUGGCCAUCCUGCUCCUGGGGAUGAUUCAGCACUUCCUGGUGGACGUGACAGCACUUCGCUUGUCGCCGCUGGUCGCGGCGCUCAUACACACGGCUCGGACCUUAGUGCAGCCGUUUUAUAGGUUCUAGUGGUUCCAAAUAAAUACGGCCACGAUAUGAAACAGCGCUGUACUUUACACUCCCAACAGUCAAAGACUUCGACACCCUGGUGCAGCCUGACAGAUGCAGCUUAUGACCAGAGCAUUGUGAGACUUCCGGAAUGGAAUGGAGAAAUGCUACCAUCAGAAGGGACUACAAAACGUACCUUGCAUGAUGGGACUGAGAGGAUGUAUUCCAAGGCUGACCUUUUGAUAAGCUAAAUGAUGAUUGAUUCACAUGCUACCUGUAGACAUGUAGGCCCAGUUUCCCAGACUAAAAGCUUUUUCAAUUAAUUUUACUUGAGGACAAGGUGUCAUCCAUGUCUGGGGAAACUGGGCACUAGCGUCUGAACCUGAGAAGCUAAAAGUAAUAAAUAAGCUAUGUAAGCUAAAGUAAUAAAUUACAAAAAAAGCCGGUUAUUACAAGUUUCCUUUGAGCACUAA
Molecule: messenger RNA, 1601 nt
Organism: Osmerus eperlanus (European smelt)
Lineage: Eukaryota; Metazoa; Chordata; Actinopteri; Osmeriformes; Osmeridae
Exons: 5
Coding region: 103-1149 (348 amino acids)
Source: RefSeq, a predicted model, not a curated record